UAGGUCGAGCGGGAGCCGAGGCGGCGGCGGCGCUGCGGGGGACGGAGCCGCGGGCGCGCCCGAGCAGGUGAUGUUCAGAGGAGUCAUGAGAUGGCCCCGAUUAAUUUCCCAUAUUUUCAGGCAUGUGCAUCUGGAGUACGCACAUGCAGGCAACUGCUAGCUAGAAACGGAGCCUUGAAGCCCAUCAGUCUGCAAAUUCAGCAGCUCGGGUCCUGCCGCUGUGGUUCCUCAGCUUGGUGGGCCGUGCGCUCAGGGAAUCGUUUCCAGCAUGUAUUUUGUAAAAAUUACUAUGUGGAACUGCGAUCCUCCCCCAGUUCUGUCACGGAAAGGGUGCAAAUCCAGGGCACGGAUGUUGGCGACAGUAGAUGCACCGAGGAACAAAUAAUUUUGAAGAAGCUGUAUAGUUACUCUUCAUACCAAGACAUUUUCAAAUUGGUGCACUCGUUGGAAAGUUUUUCUGACACCAUGGUGGCCACGGCCUUUCAGCGGGUGUGUGACAUUCAGCUAGAGAACAGCACCUUGAAGAAUCCUCAGGAGGUAGUGGAAAACGAUACCUUCCAGUCCCUCUGCUUCCAGCUGGAACAAGAAACUCAAAAUCUCUCAGACGCCAGUCUUGUAAAUUCACUGAAUGCAUUGAUAAAGUUGCGUGUGGAUCCCUGCAGCACCUUGAUUGCUCGCUUAGUGUCCGAGAGCCAGGAGCGUCUUGAUAGAGGCCAGAUGUCCAUCAGGGAUUUGUGUGUCCUUGGAGAAGGGAUAUUUAGCCUGGAGGGUCCUAGCUCCAUUAUCCUGGAAAGGGUUACAGAGCGAAUCCAUAGUACGGAGGUGAAGGACUGGAAGGCCGAUGAAAUGGCCAUGGUCUACAGGAUCCUGUGCUUGGCGGUAGAGCAGAAAGACAAAUUCCAAGACCUGUUAAAUAGUAUGCACUAUUUCACCAUAAGGCAGGUCCCUCAGUUCGAUGGCAGACUGACAAGUACAGUUUUAAACUCCCUGGUUGCUCUCGAUCAAGCCCAGGCGCUUCCCUUGGUGAUCAAGCUUUGCAAGCAUUCGGUCCGGCACGUCCCGCACUUCACAGACGGGGAAUUGGUGAACGUGUUGGAGGCCUUCAUCCAUUUUGGGCACCACGACCAGUUCUUCACAGAGGCCUUGGAGAGACAUGUUUCCAAGCACGCCUUCACCAUGAGUCCCAACGCCGUCUCCAAAGUCAUGCAGUACUGCCAUAAGAAGCACAUCCUUUCCAAACCCAUCUUCGACGCGGUGGCAGAAAGUUUUGUCUACAAUGCGGACAACUUCACCACUUCCCAGAUCGCAGAGCAAAUUGUCCCGUUUGGAAAACUCAACUAUUUGCCGCCGUGUGCCGCGUCUCUUUUCCGAAAGCUGGAGCGGAUCCUCAGUGCUCAGUUUGACCAGUUCCAGCUUCACACGCUCUUGAAUCUUCUUCAUGCAUGCACCCUUAUCCAGCGGUAUCCUCUGAAUUUUCUGGCCAAAGUGUUUAGUCCCUAUUUCCUGCAGCAGUUGCAAGCCGAAGCCCCCAGUUUGGAGAAGUUGACUCUUUCUCAGCUGACCCAGCUAUUUCUGACGGUUAAACUGGAAUGCCCAUCCUAUAUGGGUCCCCUUCUACUCCCGAAAUACCGAGUCAGGUCCUUUCUCACGCCAGGCCAUGCGCUGGAGUCCUUGGCGGACCCUCGCCUCUACUACAGGGUGCGGGCCGGCCUGAUCGACCUCCUGGGAGCCCAGAUGUAUUUUGCCUCCCAGGUGCUGACGCCCUUCUGCUACACGCUAGAUGUUGAGAUUAGGUUUGACGAAGAAGGGUUCAUAUUACCAGCGAAGAGAUUCGAAGAGGUGUCCAAGAGGCUAGCGCUUUGCAUUGACGACCGGAAGAGAUUCUGUGCCAACAGUCACAACCUUCUCGGAAGAGAAGCCUUCAAGCAGAGACAGCUGCGGCUCCUUGGUUAUGAAGUCGUGCAGAUCCCAUUUUAUGAAUUUGAGCCGCUGAGUGGUAGAAGUGAGAUUGUGAAAUACCUGCACAAGAAAAUCUUCCCUAAUUCGUAUAGGCUCAGCUGGUGAUCCGUUGGAAUCCACUUCAUGCUGCCACGUCUGUGGAGAAGAUGGCUCAUUUUUAUUUUUUUAAUGAUGGGUGUGAGAUAAACUAGUCUGUGUUUUAGACUUGAUUUUGGGAUUGAUUUUAUCACAUUUCCAGACUCUUGUCUUGCCAAUAAUGUGGAGUGUGAAAGGAGGAUUGUGUGGAAAUAAAUGUAUUCUUGUAUUUGACUGUA
Varanus komodoensis (Komodo dragon) is the source of this 2273-nucleotide messenger RNA. RefSeq names its product FAST kinase domains 3 (gene FASTKD3). Bases 91 to 2064 code for a protein of 657 amino acids. Gene Ontology annotation, molecular function: RNA binding. Gene Ontology annotation, biological process: regulation of mitochondrial mRNA stability; mitochondrial RNA processing. Gene Ontology annotation, cellular component: mitochondrial matrix; ribonucleoprotein granule. NCBI's taxonomy places the organism in Eukaryota, Metazoa, Chordata, Lepidosauria, Squamata, Varanidae. The record is from RefSeq and is a predicted model, not a curated record. The transcript is spliced from 7 exons.